Lachnellula hyalina is the source of this 930-nucleotide messenger RNA. RefSeq names its product Protein rds1. Lineage: Eukaryota; Fungi; Ascomycota; Leotiomycetes; Helotiales; Lachnaceae. The record is from RefSeq and is a predicted model, not a curated record. The transcript has 2 exons. Bases 1 to 930 code for a protein of 309 amino acids.
AUGCGUUUCUCUACCAUCACCUCCCUGGCCUUGUCCAGCAUCAUGGGCGCCUCUGCUCUCACCAUCCCACCCAUGACCAAGCGACAGGCAACCGACAUUGACCCAGUCAUUCUGCAAUACGCCUUGACUCUUGAGCACCUCGAGAAUGCUUUCUACAAGGAAGCCCUUUCUAAGUGGGAUCAAGAAGCUUUCACCAAUGCCGGCUUCUCCGCAGACUUCUACGACCAAUUGAAGUACAUUGCGCACGAUGAGGAGGGACACGUUCUCUACCUUGAGGCUGGUCUCACUGCCGCCGGUGCACAGCCAGUCGAAGCUUGUACCUACGCUUUCCCCAUGACCGACCCCAAAUCAUUCGUCGCUCUUGCCUCAGUCAUCGAGGGUGUUGGUGUUUCCGCAUACCUUGGUGCUGCCGCCGACAUUACCUCAAAGGCAUACCUGACUGCAGCUGGCAGUAUUCUUGUCACCGAAGCUCUCCACCAAUCUGCUCAGCGUAAUGCAAUUGGCGAGAUCCCAAUGGCAAACGUAUUCGGUACUCCCAUGGGCCUCAACGCUGUCUACACCAUUGCCAGUGGUUUCAUCACUGCUUGCCCAUCCACCAACGUAGCUCUGCCAGUCAAAGCAUACCCAUCCCUGACUCUCGUUGGUGGUCAGCCCACGUCCAUUGUUGCCUCAAUCCAGCUCACGCCAAAGACCGUGCCCACUGGCACAUUCUAUGCCACCUUUGUCUCCGGAUUGGACAUUGUUGCCGUCGAUGUCACUGUCGCUAAUGGCGUGGUUACUGCCCCUGUACCAUCCUCAGCCUCUGGUCAGAGUUACGUCUUCUUGACAAGUGACAACUCUGGCAAUGUCACUGACUCUUUCAUCCUUGCUGGUCCCACUAUUGUCGAGAUUACUCCCAGCUCCCCAACAUUCAACCUCACCGUCACCUAG